AUGGAGUCGUCUGUAAACCAUUCAUUGGAUAAUCUAGUUAAAACUAGUUUAAAUCCCGAUCAAAUAAAGCAUUUCAACAGAGUUUAUUAUGGAAGGGAGGAUAAUUGCCAAAUAGAAUUAAAGCCAGCCAGUUUGGACGCCAGCGAGAGGCUUGAAAUCGAAAUUGCCGCGUAUUCAUUUGCAGCAGCUAAGGAAGAGCUUAGGGAGCCGAGAUCGGUGAAACUGGGGGUGGUGCAACACUCGAUCGUAUCGCCAACUACUGAGUUAGUGACAUUGCAGAGGAAGGCUCUGUUCGAUAAGAUCGGGAACAUAAUUGAUCUAGCAGCGAGCGAAGGCGUUCAGAUAUUGUGCUUACAGGAGACCUGGUCUAUGCCGUUUUUCCUCUGCACAGGUGAGAAAGAACGCUGGAAGGGUUUCGCCGAAUCGGCCGAGCAUGGGCCCAGCGUGACGUUCCUGAGAGAAUUCGCGAGGAAGCACUCCAUGGUCAUCAUCUCCCCGAUCCUGGAGGAGUGCGACGGCGCUUGGUGGAACACCGCCGUGGUGAUGGACGCGGACGGCGUUUAUUUGGGGAAGCACCGCAAGAACCACCUGCCAAGCGUGGGAAGUUUCAGCGAGACUGAAUACUAUUCACUGGGCGAUACCGGCCACGCCGUCUUCGUCACGAGGUAUGGAAGAGUCGCCGUGAACAUUUGCUACGGGCGACACCACGCCCUGAACUGGCUCAUGUUCGGUUUGAACGGCGCCGAAGUUGUCUUCAACCCUGCGGCCACAAUAGCCGAGUUCGGCGAGGGGUUCUGGGGUAUAGAGGCCCGGGCUGCGGCCGUCGCUAACGGCUUUUACACUUGCAGCAUCAAUAGGGUUGGCACCGAGGAGUUUCUGAGGAAAGACGGUGAGACAAUAUCGCGCACCUACUAUGGCUCAAGUUAUGUGACGGCCCCAAAUGGAUGCAGAACUCCCGGUCUGUCCAGAUCCAAAGAUGGUCUACUCAUUGCCGAGGUCGACCUCAACUUAUGUAGGCAGGUUAAAGACCACUGGGGUUUUCCGAUGACGGCACGUUUGGACAUGUACUCUAAAGAAUUGAGCGAACUAAAA
Iphiclides podalirius (scarce swallowtail) is the source of this 1092-nucleotide messenger RNA. NCBI's taxonomy places the organism in Eukaryota, Metazoa, Arthropoda, Insecta, Lepidoptera, Papilionidae. The record is from the annotation of a GenBank genome assembly.